Messenger RNA from Dermacentor silvarum, 765 nucleotides. RefSeq names its product DNA-directed RNA polymerase III subunit RPC9. The transcript has a single exon. Gene Ontology annotation, biological process: transcription initiation at RNA polymerase III promoter. The record is from RefSeq and is a predicted model, not a curated record. Lineage: Eukaryota; Metazoa; Arthropoda; Arachnida; Ixodida; Ixodidae. Gene Ontology annotation, cellular component: RNA polymerase III complex. The coding region runs from base 82 to 549 and encodes 155 amino acids. Gene Ontology annotation, molecular function: nucleotide binding.
UUGCUCUAGCAGAAAAUAGCACAACACGUACGGCUACGCACGGUGGUAGCACACGAGGACGCCGCUGUUGUGAAGCGCGCGAUGAAGAUAAUCAAGGAAAACUCCGCCUUCCUCAGUAACUUCGAGGUGCUCAAACUGCUCAAAGACUUGCAAAGCGACAAGAAGGCUUCGGUGAGCGGCGGAGGCAAGGCGGCCGCUCGGACGGUGCCCAACCUGGCCACAGUGUCGUACGAGACGAUCACCUACCUCGAAGAAACCGCGUGCGUUCGACAGACCGACCAGCACAUCGAAGACUUCCUCCGACAGAUAACCGCGCUGCCUUUCAAGCUGACCAAGAUCGAAAAACUGCAACUCAUCAACCACAGGCCGACCUCGCCAGUAGAAAUUCAGCUACUCAUCGAGGAAAGCGAGGAGCGGCUGUCCGAAGCAGACGUGGCCACCAUUCUGGAGCUCGUAGAACGCACGCUGCCUCCUAUUAAGGACGAGGAGCCCGAGAAAGAAGGCCAGGAAGGCGAAGAAGGCGACGAGGAAUCGAUGCAGUGCGAAUGACGCGCAGGCGUGCGGAUGUGAGUGCGAGAGUGUGUUUGUGAAUGCCGGUGACGCAACCUGCCAGACUGCGAUUUUGAAGGACGCAGUGGAUCGCAGUCAUCGUUUAUAUCUUGUUUGUUUCGUUUGCCCCGAAAAAAUUGGUGGCGUGGAACGUUUUGUACAGUGCGAGCGGUCUGCGUGGAAAGAUCAGAUCCUGUCAUUAAAUAUUCGUCUGUC